AUGGAAGGAUACUCAAAGGAAUCGAAGCAAGGAGUGCAGUGUGUUUCAAAUGAUAUCGAUUUCAAGGAGAUUAUAUCCAUUUUGAAGCGCGAUGGCGGCAUCAUUGUUAAGGGGUUAAUUCGAGAAGAAGAUAUUGAUAAGGCCAACGAAGAGGUCAAAACGAGACUCGAACAAGAUCAACCAUGGGACGGGGAAUUCUUCCCAAUGGAAACCCGCCGUGCUCCUUCAUUGAUUGCCCGAAGCCCAACGUACACAAGAACUCAAUUGAUGAACCCAUUAUUUCAAGCGGUCUGCGCACAUUUUCUCACAACUCGAAGCUGGUUCUGGUGGGGAGACAAACGAAAAGAGUCAGUUUCCAAGCCAUAUGUCAUGUCAUGUACAGCCAUCCAAGUUGGUCCUGGUGCGAAGGCGCAGCCGUUGCACCGCGAUUCUUUUGUCAACCAUGCCAUUCUUCCCGAGAUCGACGAGUGGAAUGAUGAGCGAGAUGAGAAUCGAGAAACUGGAAUUGGAAUGAUGGUUGCUGGCUGUAAGGUCACCAAAGAGAAUGGCGGUACCCAGUUCAUUCCCGGCAGUCAUCUAUGGGCCACGGACCGAGAGUCUCAUCCAGAUGUGAAAGAUUGCAUAGUCGCUGAGAUGGAAAAAGGAGACGCUUUCAUCAUGUGUGCCUCAACAUAUCAUGGAGGCGGUAACAAUACGACCGCUGACCAAAAACGCCUGGUCUAUUCUUCUUUUGCUUGUCGGGGCUAUCUGAGACAAGAAGAAAAUCAGUUCCUGGCCGUCCCAAGAGAGACAGUGAGGAAGUAUGAUCGAUCAGUUCAGGAGUUUAUGGGGUAUUCCCUCAGUCAACCAGCGGCUGGGCAGGUCGAACAGCUAGAUCCGAUCUAUAUUCUCUAUCCGGAGCUGCUAAUGGAGAUAAGACCAACUGACUUCUGA
Penicillium macrosclerotiorum is the source of this 933-nucleotide messenger RNA. RefSeq names its product phytanoyl-CoA dioxygenase family protein. The coding region runs from base 1 to 933 and encodes 310 amino acids. The record is from RefSeq and is a predicted model, not a curated record. The transcript is spliced from 3 exons. Lineage: Eukaryota; Fungi; Ascomycota; Eurotiomycetes; Eurotiales; Aspergillaceae.